AUGGAUGAUGGAUUCAAGUGGGCGUGCCAGAUUGCGGGUGGAUCGGAUCUGCUUGCCCCGUCUCUAGCGCGUCGUAGCAUCCGGUAUCCGUACGAGGCGCCGAUGACGGGACGACCUGGAGGGCCAAUGCUCGGUCAUUUCCAGGCCCUGAGGCGUUGUGGUGUAUACCUCUGGAGAUGUGAUGGGGACAAGGACUCAGAACGGUGGGAAUGGGCGAACGGAAGUCCGCGCCACGUCGUCGAGCCGUGA
This is a messenger RNA of Colletotrichum spaethianum, 249 nucleotides long. RefSeq lists its product as uncharacterized. The coding region runs from base 1 to 249 and encodes 82 amino acids. Lineage: Eukaryota; Fungi; Ascomycota; Sordariomycetes; Glomerellales; Glomerellaceae. The transcript is spliced from 3 exons. The record is from RefSeq and is a predicted model, not a curated record.